Molecule: messenger RNA, 1458 nt
Organism: Trichomonas vaginalis G3
Lineage: Eukaryota; Parabasalia; Trichomonadida; Trichomonadidae
Product: glycosyltransferase family
Exons: 1
Coding region: 1-1458 (485 amino acids)
Molecular function (GO): glycosyltransferase activity
Source: RefSeq, a predicted model, not a curated record
AUGUACUUAAUAACAAGUUUGAGUUUUGUAAGUGAUGUUAGUUUCAAAGUCGAAGAAAAAACGCUCAUAACAAAUUCACCAUACUUAAUUACGAACGAUACAUCAUACGAUAAAGCUCAAAAUAUAAUUAGUUUGGUUUCAAAUUUAAUCAUGCCUAAUCAAACCAAAAUAAUUCCAAGUAGAAUUCCUCCUAUUGAAUAUAAACCAGGAGAUUGUAUAAAAAUAAAGAAAUAUAUUCACCCCCUUGAUUUCCCUGGUGUUGACGUUCAAGAAUUGAAUUUAAAGAUCCCAAUACACGAUCAACGAGUUCUUAAAGCUAUUCUUCCAACAAACUACCAGAUUGUAUUCUUUUCAAGUGCAGCAAUCAGAGAAUUUACCAGAUUAUAUCAUUUUAAAAACGCAUUGGUUACAUAUAUGGGGGUUUUCUGCAAAGAUUGUCAGGUUAAAUUCCCUAAUGAUCAUGUUGGUGUAGAUACAUCCUCAAUAACUGUCUCAAACAGAGUUAUUGAAAAUCUAAUUAUAGGUAAAACAACAUUCAUUCCAUGGGGUCAUUUCUUAACUGAUUCUCCAAUUUCAUCCUUGCUCUACCUUCCGGAAGAAAUUGUUAACAAAUCACAAUAUUAUUUCUACAAAGAAAGCUUUUUCUACGGUGACAAUCUUAAAGCUUUUGGGUGGGGACAUUUGCAAAGGGCCUCGCUUUAUCGCGAUGCAACAUUAGUUAAAAACUUAUACAUGGCUGUUCCAAAUGAUUUUGUGAAUGGUCAGACAUAUUUCUUUAGACUAUUAAGAGAAAGAUUAAUGAAAUUAUACAAAUGUGAAGAUAUAAAACCAACUCAGGGCACUAUUUCAAAUAAAGGUCUCUAUAAACCUAGACAUAUUUCAAAUAUGGACAAACUUAUUGAAAGAAUCAGAGAGACGUAUCCAAACAUAACCUGGACUUACCAUUCAGAUGAUCAAAUAUCAAACACAGCUGUUGCCAUCAAAAUCCUAUCAGCAACAAAGUAUUUUGUAACUCCAUGCGGAUCAGCAGCUUUCAAAAUAUUAUAUAUGCAUGAGAAUACUGGUAUUUGUAUUGUAGGAAUGGCUAUAACUGACUGGGCAAAUCUUGGAAUUUGCCAAGCAAUGGGAAUUUGGUGUACAUACUCUUAUAAUCCAACUCUUCCAUGGCUUGAUAGAAGUACAGGUAUUAUUGAUAUCGAAAUGAAUUUGAGAUUUCUUUCUUAUCUUAUUUAUGCUGUUGACAAUCAGAAAUGGCCAACAGUAACAAAAGAUAAAGUUGAAUUCUUGUUUGAGCAGGAUAUGCAUAGAAAGAUCCUUGAUAUUGAUCCUUCAUCAUCCCUGCAAAUUCCUUGCAAUAUUGAUAAGUAUUAUGACAACUUAAUUCACCACAAAUCUCAACCUAAGAGAUGUGAAUCAAUUAAGUCGAUCUAUUUCGAUAGAAACGUUCCAAUGAGAUAA